AUGGAAAAAUAAUAGACUUACAAGCCUAAGUCAACAAAAGAUGCGGAGGCGAUGGGGACUCUUUCAUUUGGAAAACAAAAUACGGCCUUUUUUGAGGAACAUCAUAAAACUCUUGAUGCCAAUUCUUUCUAUUAAGGAACAGAAUCAUAUUUCUAGGAGAAGAAAGAUAGAUCUCACCUGCAAAUAAUCAAUGAAUCCAAGGAUAACAUAAUGAGUUUAAAUACUAAGCAUCAUAUGUCAAAAUUUACUUAGUAUAUUCCGAGCAAAGAGGAGAAGCGAUCAACAAACAGUCAAAAUAAAAAUACUAGCAAUUAAAGGCAGUGUAAAUUUUCAUCAUAAGCAUCGCAAUCAAUAUCAAAUGAUUUGCAUGAGGAUGGUAGGAUUGCUCUUGUCGAAUAAACGCUGGAAAAUAUUUAGGAAGAGGCUAAAGAAACAGCCAAUUAAGUUCUUAUUUCUUAGAAUCAAGUCUAAACACAAGAAAAUGAGGCCAAUAAGUUGAUAAUAACUGUAGAUUAACUUAAAGAUUACUAAGGCAUUAGAAAUCCAAUGACAAAGUAUCAACUAAUUUUUAUUAGUCUAGCUUAUAUUUCUAGUGUUAUUGCUGCAUUUCCUCUAAGUUUAAAAGGCAUUAUUACAAAAUCUUGUGAUAUUCACACUAACUUCUAAUAUCACUUGAUUUACUUCGUUUUUGUCUUCCUUGUAAUUAUUACGACUGACAUUUACUCAAUGAUUGUGAAUGGAAGAAUCAUAGAUAAAAUUAACUCACAAAACUAGCACUACUAUAAAUAAAAGUCUUUUAGUUUUUGUGGCUGUAUUUGUGAUCAGUUCGUAGUGUUUUUAAAUUUACUCUGUUCUGCUUGUUUCAUAUUCGAACUAUAUUCUGAUCUAAUUAUCAUUUGGAUUGGCGUUUUUAGUUAACAAUAUGCUAUUUUCGGCUUCUUUGCUGUUAUUUUUCCAUUGGUAAAUAGAAUCACACAGAUUUACUGUGUUAUUAAGUUAUUUAUUUUUGCUUUGAAGUAAAUGCGUAAAACCAUCGCAAAUGAAAGAAUUGAUCAACUCGUCCUUAUCUUGAAUAUGUAUAAUAUAAGUUGA
Molecule: messenger RNA, 1092 nt
Organism: Stylonychia lemnae
Lineage: Eukaryota; Ciliophora; Spirotrichea; Sporadotrichida; Oxytrichidae
Source: the annotation of a GenBank genome assembly